AAAAACAGAAACCCACUCCGAGUUCCAGGUACAUGUGACUGGUUUGUGUCGCACGAGCACUUUCAGACUUGGAACGAGAGCAAUUCGUCUGGCAUGCUUUGGGUUUCUGCAGAUCCCGGAUGCGGAAAAUCGGUCUUAGUAAGACACCUUAUCGACUCUGUUGUCCAGAGUUCCGAUUCCAGAACGGUGUGCUAUUUCUUCUUUAAGGAUGACUUUCCAGAUCAGAAGAACUUAAUUAGCGCUCUUUGCUGCAUCCUUCGUCAGAUAUUUAUACAAAAGCCCAUCUUGUUGUCUGAUGAAAUCCUGAAAAAAUUUAACACUGGAGGAGAAACAUUCAACACUUCAUUCAGUGAUCUUUGGCAAACUUUCAUCCAUAUUGCAGAGGAUGAAAAUGCGGGCGAGAUCGUUUGUCUUCUAGACGCAAUUGACGAGUGCGAGAAUCAAAGUGGCCAGGGAAGAUCUGAGCUUCUCAAGGCACUAUGUACACUAUAUGGAGCCAAACGGAGCUUUAAUCUGAAAUUUCUUCUCACCAGUCGACCUUACGCUGAAAUUCAUCGUGGCCUUCGACCUAUUCAAAUUCCGGGGCUGCCGGUUAUUCACUUGAGUGGAGAAGACGAAAAUGAGGUAAAGAAGAUUUCUCAGGAGAUCAAUAUUUAUAUCUACGCCAGAGUCCAGGAUAUAGGGAAUCGUCUGCAGCUUACACAGAUUGAGUGCAAUCUCCUAUUACAAGAGCUUAUGCGCGUUCCUAAUAGGACCUACUUAUGGGUAUAUCUAACCCUGGAUUUAAUCGAAAAGAGCAUCAGUGUCAACAAAAUGAUGAUAACUGAGGCCACAUCAAGUAUACCUACAACAGUUGAUGAGGCGUAUGAGAGGAUACUUUCUAAGAGCUUCAAUACUAUACAGGCUAAGAAAGUAUUACAAAUCAUUGUCGCAGCAGUACGACCUUUGACUCUCCAGGAGAUGAGCUUUGCACUGUCUCUCAACGAAAACCACCAAUCCUAUGAUGACCUGGGUCUGUUACCUGAUGAUCGUCUUCGCGACGACCUACGAAAUGUGUGCGGCCUUUGUGUCGUGAUAGUUGACUCAAGAGUCUAUCUACUUCAUCAAACCGUGAAGGAAUUCCUCAUUAAUAGGAAUAUCAUACAAUCGCACGAAAAUGGUCAUGACAAUCAUAAAUGGAAGAACUCAUUACUUCCACAAGAGUCUCACCGUGUUCUCGCCGAGAUCUGCAUCAGACACCUUCUCGCAGAACUGACGAUGAUAUCUGACUCUCCACCCUGGCAUACUUGGUGUAACAUCUUUCUCGACUAUUCUGCAAAAAAUUGGGCCGCACAUUUCCUUGAGAGCCCCACCGAAACACAGUUUAUGAUGACUGAAACGAUACUUAAGAUUUGUGAUGUGGAUUCGAGCUGUUACAAGGCGUGGUUUAACGUUUAUUGGACCACCACAGCUACACAUUUUCCCCAGGGAUUUACCACCCUCAUGGUCGCAUCCUAUUUCGGACUUAGCUUUGCAGUUCGGAGACUACUUGAAGUAGAAGAUAUCGAACUGGAUGCGUUGGAUCACACAUACCGACGACUGCUACUUUCUGCUUCAAUGAAGGGGCAUGAAGAAGUGGUGUCGCUCCUACUCAAGACUAAUAGAGCGGAUAUUGAAGCAAAGGAUGUGAAUGGCAAGACUCCUCUAAUAAUCGCUGUUAGCGAACGCCAUCCCGCAAUAGUGAAGUUGCUGCUUAAGGCAGGAGCGAAUCUGAAUACCCAGACAGCAGAUGGCGAAACAGCUUUAAUUCAGGCCUGUUGGUGGGGGCAUAAGGUAAUAGUGAAUAUGCUGCUUGAGGCAGGAGCAAAUCACAAUAUCCAGACAGCAGAUGGCGAGACAGCUCUAAUUCGGGCCAUUUCGAGAGGGCACGAGGCAAUAGAGAUGAUACUGCUUAAAGCAGGAGCGAAAUCUAGAGAUCAGAUGGUAAGACAGUCUGGGUAG
This is a messenger RNA of Trichoderma virens Gv29-8, 1980 nucleotides long. RefSeq names its product NACHT and ankyrin domain protein. Gene Ontology annotation, molecular function: protein binding. The record is from RefSeq and is a predicted model, not a curated record. Lineage: Eukaryota; Fungi; Ascomycota; Sordariomycetes; Hypocreales; Hypocreaceae. The transcript has 2 exons. The annotation marks the transcript as partial.